Asparagus officinalis (garden asparagus) is the source of this 2077-nucleotide messenger RNA. RefSeq names its product signal recognition particle 54 kDa protein 2. NCBI's taxonomy places the organism in Eukaryota, Viridiplantae, Streptophyta, Magnoliopsida, Asparagales, Asparagaceae. Gene Ontology annotation, biological process: SRP-dependent cotranslational protein targeting to membrane; SRP-dependent cotranslational protein targeting to membrane, translocation. Gene Ontology annotation, molecular function: GTP binding; endoplasmic reticulum signal sequence receptor activity; 7S RNA binding. The transcript has 9 exons. Bases 129 to 1631 code for a protein of 500 amino acids. The record is from RefSeq and is a predicted model, not a curated record. Gene Ontology annotation, cellular component: cytosol; signal recognition particle, endoplasmic reticulum targeting.
CCACCCGGUAACAGAAACACCCCCCAGAUCUCUCUCAUCCCUCUCCUCCGGCUCUCUCUCCCCUCUUCAAAUCCCCCAAAACCCUAACCCUAACCCUAAAUCUCGAAGAAACCAAACAAUCAGCAGCCAUGGUGCUCGGCCAAUUGGGCGGGAGCAUCUCCCGCGCUCUUCAGCAGAUGAGCAACGCGACCAUCAUCGACGAGAAGGUUCUCAGCGACUGCCUCAACGAGAUUUCCCGCGCUCUUCUUCAGUCCGAUGUUCAGUUCAAGAUGGUCCGCGACAUGCAGACAAACAUCAAGCGGAUUGUUAAUCUCGAUGAUCUCGCCGCUGGUCAUAACAAGCGGAGGAUCAUUCAAAAGGCUGUGUUUGAUGAACUUUGCAAGAUGUUGGAUGCUGGGAAACCUUCCUUUACACCCAAAAAAGGAAAGACAAGCGUAGUAAUGUUUGUAGGUUUGCAAGGUUCUGGAAAGACCACAACUUGUACGAAAUAUGCAUAUUAUCAUCAAAAGAAAGGAUGGAAACCUGCUCUCGUUUGUGCUGAUACAUUUCGAGCUGGUGCUUUUGAUCAGUUAAAGCAAAACGCAACCAAAGCUAAAAUUCCUUUUUACGGAAGCUACAUGGAAUCUGAUCCUGUAAAAAUUGCUGCGGAGGGUGUGGAGAGGUUUAAGAAAGAAAACUGUGAUCUGAUUAUUGUAGAUACAAGUGGACGGCACAAGCAGGAAGCUGCCCUCUUCGAAGAAAUGCGUCAAGUUUCAGAAGCAACGAAACCCGACCUUGUGAUAUUUGUCAUGGAUAGCAGUAUCGGUCAAGCUGCAUUUGAUCAAGCACUCGCUUUUAGACAAAGUGUAUCAGUUGGAGCUGUGAUCAUAACGAAAAUGGAUGGGCAUGCAAAAGGAGGUGGUGCACUUAGUGCAGUUGCUGCCACUAAAAGUCCAGUCAUAUUUAUUGGAACUGGUGAACACAUGCAUGAGUUCGAAGUUUUUGAUGUUAAGCCAUUUGUGAGCCGGCUUCUUGGUAUGGGUGACUGGUCUGGCUUUAUGGACAAAAUCACUGAAGUUGUGCCUACUGAUCAACAACCUGAGCUUCUCCAGAAACUUUCUGAAGGAAGUUUUACUCUGAGACUUAUGUAUGAGCAAUUUCAGAAUAUACUCAAAAUGGGUCCCAUAGGCCAGGUGAUGUCUAUGCUGCCAGGAUUUAGUGCAGAGUUGAUGCCACAAGGUCAUGAAAAGGAGAGUCAAGCUAAGAUCAAGCGAUACAUGACAAUGAUGGAUUCAAUGACGAAUGAAGAGCUCGACACCACAAACCCAAAGCUAAUGAACGAGUCAAGAAUGAUGAGGAUAGCGAGAGGUGCAGGUCGGCCGCUGAGGGAUGUGAUGGACAUGAUGGAGGAGUUCAAGCGGCUCGCCAAGAUAUGGAGCAAGAUGAAGGGGCUUAAGAUCCCCAAGAAGGGCGAUAUGAGCGCUUUGUCACGUAACAUGAAUGCUCAGCAGAUGAGCAAGGCUCUCCCUCCUCAGAUGCUGAAGCAAAUCGGAGGAAUGAGCGGUCUUCAGAAUCUCAUGAAGCAGAUGGGCAAUAAAGAUUUGGGUGGACUGGGUGGAUUAGGGGGGAUGUUUGGUGGAGGAGAUAGGUAGUUUUGUUUGAUCUCAUCCAUUUAAGAGACUUUUCUGAUGAGCAAAGGAGACACUGCAGCUCAAUGAAGAGCAUAAUGCUUUACGGUCUGUGGUGUUCGAAAUGUCACUGUUAUGAUCUAGAGUGCAACAGGAAUUUUUUUUAAUAGAUCGGUUGCAAGGCUACCAAUUGAUGAUUUCUCUUAGAGCUAUUGAUUCUCAGCUGGAUGAGAUUUGUAUAAUUAUGGGUUAAAGUACCGUGUAGAGGGUGACACCGUGCGAAUAUUAUAGUGCAACAGCACUAAAUAUUGUUGUAGUUUAAUGAAAAUUAAGUCAAGAAGCGGAUACUGUGAAUAUUUUGUAUCUGAUUACGUGGUGGUUCGAGCUUUUGUUGGGAUUGCUGUUUGUUUCUUAGAGACACAACUAAAGAGAAUUGCUUUUUGACAUUAUUGACUAUUGUUGUCAUUGGA